This is a messenger RNA of Nerophis lumbriciformis (worm pipefish), 1047 nucleotides long. NCBI's taxonomy places the organism in Eukaryota, Metazoa, Chordata, Actinopteri, Syngnathiformes, Syngnathidae. The record is from RefSeq and is a predicted model, not a curated record.
AUGGCGACGAAAACUAGCACUGAGAGCGCUCCUCCAUUUGAUUGUCCAACAUGGGGAGGCAAGCCACCGGUCGGGCUCCACUUGGAUGUGAUGAAGGGAGACAAACUGAUAGAGAAACUGAUCAUAGACGAAAAGAAGUUCUACUUGUUCGGAAGGAAUCCGGACUGGUGCGACUUUACUAUCGACCAUCAGUCCUGUUCACGCGUCCACGCCGCCCUUGUGUACCACAAACACCUCAAGAGGCUCUUUCUCAUCGACCUCAACAGCACGCACGGGACUUUCCUCGGGCACAUCCGCCUGGAGCCUCACAAACCUCAGCAGGUUCCCAUCGACUCCACUUUGUCUUUUGGGGCGUCCACGCGCACAUACACCAUUCGAGAGAAGCCCCAAAGCCAGUCGGGCGCCAGCGCAGAAAUUAAAGUUGGCGACGAAGACGAGCUGAAAGGACUUCUCGGGCUGCCUGAAGAGGAGACUGAACUAGAGAACCUGACUGAGUUCAACACUGCACACAACAAGCGCAUCUCCACGCUGACCAUAGAAGAAGGUAACCUGGAUAUCCAGAGGCCUAAGAGGAAGAGGAGGAAUUCCCGAGUAACCUUCAAUGAUGAGGACUCCAUCAUCAAUCCUGAGGACAUCGACCCUUCGGUGGGGCGUUUUAGGAAUAUGGUGCAGACGGCCGUCGUCCCCAUCAAGAAACGUCGCUCUGAAGGCCACAACACAUUAGGUCUGGACGACUUCACCGCCAAGCGUAUGCACGGUUACUCCAUGAGCGGCGGUCUUUACGGCGACCUGCCCCCAACCAGCCACGAAAACCAACCCACGGGCGCUCCGGGCGGCGCCUCCAUGCAGGGCGGCCUCCCGUUGCCCUUCCCCAACCCCGCGCCAGAGGUGGACCUGGCCCCCGAGGCUCCUCGCCGCCCCGUCACUCUCAACCCCACCCCGGUGUCCGUGCCCUUCCUCCAAGAGACCCUCAAUGAGCCGCGCAAAAAGAAGUACGCCAAAGAAGCGUGGCCGGGCAAGAAACCCACGCCAUCGUUACUUAUCUGA